Dermatophagoides farinae (American house dust mite) is the source of this 854-nucleotide messenger RNA. RefSeq lists its product as uncharacterized. Lineage: Eukaryota; Metazoa; Arthropoda; Arachnida; Sarcoptiformes; Pyroglyphidae. The record is from RefSeq and is a predicted model, not a curated record.
AAAUUUGAUCAUUUGUUUGUGAUUUAAAAAAUUAAUUAAAAUCGAUAACUGCUAUCAAAAAAAAAUCAAUUUCAGAAUGUCUAAAGAAAAUAUUAAUCAAGAUGAAAUCGCUGAUGUUAUGAUAACACCAAGUCCAAAUGUUUUAAUCGUAUCAUCAAAACAAGAUGAUGAAAUAUCGACAACUGAUACAACGACGACAACUACAACAGAUCCAUCCGAACCAAUAAAACCAGAAAUAAUAAUUGAAAAAAAUAUGAAUCAAUUAUUUUGUACAUUACAGCCAUUCAUAAUGAAAUUAGAUGAACAAGUGAUGUCCGUACGUCUAUCACAACAACAAUUAAAUGAUGAACUAUCACGACUUUUAUCCAUAUUGGAUCAGAUUAAACAAUAUCCUAACAAUUCGACAAACGUUAAUAAUGAUGAUGAUGAUGAUGCGGAUAAUCAAUUGGACACAACAAAACAAGAUGAUAUCUCGGCCACUCAACAACAACAACAGCAAGCAGUGUUUAUUUAUCCAAAACGUAUGUUUACAACAACCAGCACCGGUGGCCAUAAUUGUGAUGAUGAUCUUGCCAUUGAUAUCGAGGAAAAAAGUCGUCGAUUAUUAGGAUUAAAACGCCGAUUAACAUUAAUACAUUCUAUAUUACAAACGGUUAAUAGUCGGGUAAAGAAAUUAUUAUUAGCACAUGAUUCACGGGUUUUACGGCAAUUACAAACAUCAUCAACAACAACAUCUAAUUGAUCACGUAAUUCCUUCAAAAAAAUACCCUUUGAUUACAUUUGAAAAAUAUGUUUGUUUUUUUUUCUCUGAAUUUCCCAAUUAAAGAAUUGUCUGUUUUUUUUAUUAUUUAAAA